GAUGACGUCACGCGCGACACGCCAGCCCGGGCAGCUAGAGCAAAGGCCGCUCACUGGAGCAGGUGGGUUGGUCCUAGCUAGCGCUUCCCUCAGGUGUAGACCGCUGGGCAUGGGCCUCCCGAGGCUUCGCCAUGAGCUUCCUGAUCGACUCCAGCAUCAUGAUCACCUCUCAGAUACUGUUUUUUGGAUUCGGGUGGCUUUUCUUCAUGCGCCAAUUGUUUAAGGACUACGAGGUGCGGCAGUACGUGGUGCAGGUGGUCUUCUCCGUGACUUUCGCCUUUUCCUGCACCAUGUUCGAGCUUAUCAUCUUUGAAAUCUUGGGAGUUCUGAACAGCAGCUCCCGUUAUUUUCACUGGAAAAUGAAUUUGUGUGUAAUUCUGCUCAUCCUGGUUUUCAUGGUGCCUUUCUACAUUGGUUACUUUGUCGUGAGUAACAUCCAACUGUUGCACAAGCAGCGCCUGCUCUUUUCCUGUCUCGUAUGGCUGACCUUUAUGUACUUCUUCUGGAAGCUGGGAGACCCCUUUCCCAUCCUCAGCCCAAAGCAUGGAAUCUUGUCCAUAGAGCAGCUCAUCAGCCGGGUAGGCGUGAUCGGGGUGACGCUCAUGGCUCUGCUUUCCGGAUUUGGUGCUGUCAACUGCCCGUACACAUACAUGUCCUACUUCCUCAGAAAUGUGACUGACACGGAUAUCCUUGCACUGGAGCGGCGACUGCUGCAGACCAUGGACAUGAUUGUAAGCAAAAAGAAAAGGAUGGCCAUGGCACGGAGAACCAUGUUCCAGCGAGGGGAGGUGCAGAACAAGCCGUCAGGAAUCUGGGGCAUGCUCAAGAGCGUUACUGCAUCAGCCCCAGGAAGCGAAAAUCUGACUCUUAUCCAACAGGAAGUAGAUGCUUUGGAAGAACUAAGCAGACAGCUUUUUCUGGAAACAGCUGAUCUGUAUGCUACUAAGGAAAGAAUUGAAUACUCCAAAACAUUCAAGGGGAAAUAUUUUAACUUCCUGGGUUACUUUUUCUCUAUUUACUGUGUCUGGAAAAUUUUCAUGGCAACCAUCAAUAUUGUUCUUGAUCGAGUUGGGAAAACUGACCCUGUCACCAGAGGCAUUGAGAUCACCGUGAAUUACCUGGGGAUCCAGUUUGAUGUGAAGUUCUGGUCUCAACAUAUUUCCUUCAUUCUGGUUGGGAUAAUCAUUGUCACAUCCAUCAGAGGGCUGCUCAUCACUCUCACCAAGUUCUUUUAUGCCAUCUCCAGCAGCAAGUCCUCCAAUGUCAUUGUCCUGCUGUUAGCACAGAUAAUGGGAAUGUACUUCGUGUCCUCCGUGCUGCUGAUCCGAAUGAGCAUGCCCCCUGAAUACCGCACCAUAAUCACAGAGGUCCUGGGAGAGCUCCAGUUCAAUUUCUAUCACCGCUGGUUCGAUGUCAUCUUCCUGGUCAGCGCCCUCUCCAGCAUACUGUUCCUGUAUCUGGCUCACAAACAGGCCCCAGAGAAACAUGUGGCCCCCUGAGCACAGAGCCACUGUAGGCGCCAUAAAGACCCAGUGGGAAUGCCAGGACCCAGACGUAGCCAUGGAGGUCUGCUCUGUCUCUAGCACAUGCCUUCUUCCUGAGACACUGCAGUCAGGAGCAGCUUCAACUAAGGCACCAGAGGAGAAAACGCGCAGCAUUCAGCAGGGAGCACGUGUGGUUCAGACUGUGCGGAAUGAGGUGAGGGGCAGGGCAGGAUGAGACCCUGGAGCUUCUCAGCAGACAGCUUCCCUUGAAAAAUGUCAGUGAAAUCAGCGUCUGUGGCACUCUCGCCUCGAGUUCACUUCUCGAGAGCCACUUCAAGUUAUGCCACUGUGGUCUGUGAAAUGCUUCCCCCAUCCUAAAAAUAACCAAAGGGUUGUCUGUUCUUUUCUGGGGAAGGGAUAGGCAACUGAAAUAGAUUUUACCGGAAGAGGUUUUAGGUAUGCCAAUUUUUAUUUUCUUUUAAAUUAGUGAAGAGGGAGUGUCCUGCAGUCCCGGGGUCACUAUGUGGCCUUCCCCUGUUCUGAAACAUGAGCUUUCCAUCAAUAAAAGGAAGGUGUGGAUUUUUUUUUAAAUACUCAAAUUCAACACAAGAAAAUUAUGACGUA
Meriones unguiculatus (Mongolian gerbil) is the source of this 2108-nucleotide messenger RNA. RefSeq names its product G protein-coupled receptor 89A (gene Gpr89a). Gene Ontology annotation, molecular function: voltage-gated monoatomic anion channel activity. The coding region runs from base 132 to 1499 and encodes 455 amino acids. Gene Ontology annotation, biological process: intracellular pH reduction. The record is from RefSeq and is a predicted model, not a curated record. NCBI's taxonomy places the organism in Eukaryota, Metazoa, Chordata, Mammalia, Rodentia, Muridae. Gene Ontology annotation, cellular component: Golgi cisterna membrane. The transcript has 14 exons.